Messenger RNA from Exophiala mesophila, 1159 nucleotides. Its product is annotated as iron donor protein CyaY. Gene Ontology annotation, molecular function: ferric iron binding; 2 iron, 2 sulfur cluster binding; ferroxidase activity. Gene Ontology annotation, cellular component: mitochondrion. Bases 223 to 933 code for a protein of 236 amino acids. NCBI's taxonomy places the organism in Eukaryota, Fungi, Ascomycota, Eurotiomycetes, Chaetothyriales, Herpotrichiellaceae. Gene Ontology annotation, biological process: iron incorporation into metallo-sulfur cluster; intracellular iron ion homeostasis. The record is from RefSeq and is a predicted model, not a curated record. The transcript is spliced from 2 exons.
UUUUGUCUAUCAGACUGCGCAUCUCACCGCCUACAACCCAAACUAGGAUCCCGCAUCCGCAUUCGCAUUCGAUCUGUUGCUAGCUGCUCGGAUUUCCUGUAUCUGGGGUUGCUGCAUUGAGCUUGAAAAGCCCCUCUCAUUACUCGUUGACUGAGAACCCACAGCUUUCAUAGUUGUCCUGAAGAAAACCUCUAACAAACCCAAUACUGGUUGGAGUCCGCCAUGAAAGCCACACGGUUCCUCGCCCAGACAACUGGUACCGUCAACUGCUCUCGAAUAUGUCCUCGCGCCUCCUCUCUGCGCCGCCGCGUCGUCCUCUCGACUCCUUCAACUCCAUCAACUCCUCUUACCCCUCUCCCCAUACCUCUACCUCUUAGCCGUGCAUACCACUGUGCAAGACUGUCACAAAAGAGCACAGCAUCAUCAUCAACAACGAUAAGAUCUUUAACGACAAGCACGACACGGUACAAGGGCAUACAGCCAACAAGUUCAGACCCAGCACCGCCGAAACCUGAAGGGCAUUCCAAAAGUGGGAGUGUAGUACAGUUAUCAGAUGGCGAGUACCACGAGUUGGCGGAUCAGUACUUAGACAGGCUGGUAUAUGCGGCAGAGGAGUUGAGUGAGAAUCAGGAGGAAGGAUGGGAUACAGAAUUCUCGGCAGGUGUGCUCACAAUAUCACACAUGGACCGAGGAAGCUGGGUUAUCAAUAAACAGCCGCCUAACAAGCAGAUCUGGCUGUCGAGCCCGGAGUCGGGUCCCAAACGAUACGACUGGGUCAUGGUCGGUGCUGGCCAGCAUGAGAAGGAAGGCUCCGCUGUCGACCCCGGCGAUGACGGUGCAGGUGGCAAGUGGAUUUAUCUCAGAGAUGGCAGUGGCUUGAGUGAUUUGUUGCACUCUGAAGUCGGCGUUGUCAUUCCCCAAGAGGGCGAUUAGAAAUGUAUGAAAUCGCUUGUCGCUGUGUGGUAUGCUGUGUUGUAUUGUGGAAUGGUGGAUAGGAACGACUUUCCAAAGGGAAAAUGUCAUAGGACAUUCACGUCCGGAUCAUCACAUUGUUCCAGCAUCACUGUGUUAUUGCUCAUGUACCAGAUUAAGUUGGCCGACCUGAAAAAGGCCGAACACUAUAAUACCUGUAUCAUACAAUUUAUCCCUUUUUCUCAAA